AUGUCCGGCACCGGAAAAUUCGCCGUCGCGGCGCUGGUGGUGGCGAUUGUCGUCGCCACCAUCGUCGUCGUCUCGAAAACCACCGCCCUCGGCGGCGCUCAGAUCACCAGCUCUAAUAAGGCGGCGGAAGCUCUCUGCGCCCAGACGGAUUACAAAGAAACCUGCCGGCAGUCGCUCGCAAAUUCCAACUCCUCCGACCCCAAAAAGCUCGUCCAGGCGGCGCUGGAAUAUUCCGUCAACACCAUCGCCGCCGCCGUCAAGCAAUCGGCGGCGUACAAGGAGGCGGCGGAGGAUAAAAGCGUCAAAGACGCGUUAACCGUCUGCGAAGAAGUUCUUAACGCCGCCGUCGACGACCUGAAACGGUCGGUAAAUCAAAUCGGCGAUUACGAUUCCGGCAGCUCCGGCGAAUUCCUCGAGGAGCUUAAAUCGUGGCUGAGCGCCGUCGGAACUUACCACCAGACCUGCGUCGACGCCUUCGACAAUACCGCCGGCGACGCCGCCGAGAAGAUGAAGGAGCUUCUGAAAACCGGCGAGGAAUUGGCCAGCAACGGCCUGGCAAUGCUCGACGGAAUUUCGUCGAUUGUUCAGUCUCUCGGAUUUAAAGGAAUCAGCUCCGGGCGGCGACUUCUCGCCGGAUUCGACCACGCCAAUCGAGUAUUGUACGAUUACAAUUCAGCUCCGGCCGGCGACGCCGCCAUUAACGCCGUUGUCGCUCAGGACGGCUCCGGUCAGUUCAAGACGAUAAACGAAGCUCUGAAAAUGGUGCCGCCGCAGAACAAUAACACCUUCGUCAUUUUCGUGAAGGCCGGCGUUUAUAACGAGGAAGUUAUAAUCCCUAAACAUACGAACAAAAUUGUGCUUUUAGGAGAAGGUCCGACGAAGACGAGAGUCACCGGCCGGAAGAGCUUCGCCGGCGGCGUGAAGACGUACUACACCGCCACCGUCGGUGUGAAUUCCGACGACUUCGUCGCAAAGGACAUCGCGUUCGAGAACGCCGCCGGCGCGGCGAACCACCAGGCGGUGGCGCUGCGGGUCUCCGGCGACCGCGCCGUCUUCUUCAACGUACACAUCGACGGUUACCAGGACAGUCUCUACACGCACACCUACCGGCAAUUCUACCGCGACUGCACCAUCUCCGGCACGAUCGACUUCGUCUUCGGCGACGCUCUGGCGAUCUUCCAGAACACGACGUUCGUCGUCCGCCGGCCGAUGGAGAAUCAGGCGUGUAUGGUGACGGCUCAGGGGCGCAAGGAUCCACGCAGUCUGGGGGCGAUUGUUAUCGACGGCGGCCGGAUCACCGCCACGCCGCAGUUCCUGGCGGCGGAUCCGCCGGUGAAGGCGUACCUGGGGCGGCCAUGGAAGGAGCUGUCGAGGACGAUUAUAAUGCAGGCGGAGAUCGGCGGUUUCAUUUCGCCGGCGGGGUGGUCGGAGUGGGACGGGAACUACGGGUUGGACACGUGUUACUAUGCGGAGUAUGAGAAUCGGGGCCCCGGAUCCGAGACGGGUAAACGGGUCCAGUGGAAGGGGAUUAAGCAUAUCGACGAGGCGACGGCGGAGAGCUGGACGCCGGGGAAAGCAUUGGUCGGCGACACCUGGAUCACCGCCGCCGGAGUUCCGUACGAGCCGGGGAUGAUGAAAGCCUAA
Andrographis paniculata is the source of this 1644-nucleotide messenger RNA. Its product is annotated as pectinesterase-like. NCBI's taxonomy places the organism in Eukaryota, Viridiplantae, Streptophyta, Magnoliopsida, Lamiales, Acanthaceae. The coding region runs from base 1 to 1644 and encodes 547 amino acids. The record is from RefSeq and is a predicted model, not a curated record. Gene Ontology annotation, molecular function: pectinesterase inhibitor activity; pectinesterase activity. Gene Ontology annotation, biological process: cell wall modification. The transcript has 2 exons.